Triticum dicoccoides is the source of this 1361-nucleotide messenger RNA. RefSeq lists its product as uncharacterized. NCBI's taxonomy places the organism in Eukaryota, Viridiplantae, Streptophyta, Magnoliopsida, Poales, Poaceae. The record is from RefSeq and is a predicted model, not a curated record. The transcript has 4 exons. Bases 143 to 1120 code for a protein of 325 amino acids.
GCAAAGCUACGCGCCUCUCCUCCCUUCUUUACUAGCACUCCGUUCUCCAUCAGCUACAUCCAAAACCAAAAGGCACACACACCGCGAGCUGCUACAGCCAACACCAAAGGCACAAGCGCGUGCUGGAGGUCUGUUUGCUCGCAUGGAUCUACUACAACGACGUCAGCAACUGUUAGCAAUUAAUCCUGUUCCUGCUCCAACGGACGCUGAACUCGACGAGCGCGCAACACUAAUAAAGAUCAAACCCACAUGUUGUGAUGGCUGGAUUUGUCUGGCCUGCAGACGUCUAAACGAACCCAAGGACAAUCUUCUUUGUAAGAUUCCUACUUUCAAGUGUGCUACUCGCAACUGCAAGGGCCAGUGCCCAGGGACUGCCGGAAUGAACAUUAAUGACUGUGAAGUAAAUGGAGUGAGAACCAAUUUUGCGAUAAGAGAUCAAGGCCCGAACCCGACCUGCGCAGCUCAUGCAUUAGUGGCCGGCAUGGAUGUUUCAAUUAGAAUCGAGGGAGCGCUCCGGGAGGUUACCAUAUGUCUGCCGCUGAAUAUUGUUGACCUAUUCGCAAAGUAUUAUCCACUCUUUCGGGAAGGUGUGGGGAAUGAAGCAGAAGAAGCCGACAGGAUGAGAAGAAUUCCUAACUUGUUGAGGAUUGCCCAGUUGCUGGGAGUUAAGUAUGUGUGUGCAACGAAAUGCGUCCGAACAGAAAGAGUGCUGAAGUUGAAGUCGUGGUUCCUUUUGAGCACUGCUACUACUGAAGUCGACAAGCUAGUACGUCUGAUUGCUAGCGGGUUCCCCUUACUAGUUGGCAUGAGAACUGGUCGCUGUUUCAAGAUGACAGCAAACAAAGAGUUAUACAGGGGGCCAAACAAGGAGAAAAAUCAUGCCGUUUUGCUUAUUGGAGUGGAAGUAAAUCAGAUAUUUCUCACAGAUGAAGCAACCGGCGAGAACGGGAAGGUUCACAGGGUUCUGUUUAGGGCCAGAGAUUCACAUGGGGAUGACGCUCACAAGUGUGCUGAACUGACAGGGUAUGGUGGUGAUGUGUACCUGUUGCCAGAGGAUCUGGGCUCGCAUGUCUUCGGCUUCCAUCUGGAGAUCCCAAGCUAUCUGACCGUCGCUCCCUGAGUCGUAGUGUCAUGAACUAACAAGGUCUGGAGCCAUGUGUUUGCUUGGUACUACGUGUUUGUUGCUGGAAAAAUGCUUCUAUUUGUGUUUGCUGGACGAGAUAUAUGGCGAUCCUCAAUGUCAUUACAAUGUGUACUAUUGAUGGCUCCUAAAUUAAUAUUUCAUUGUAGACUUUGUUAACAAUAUUUGCAAGCGACCUGACAAUUUAAUAUUAGAUUCAAGAUGUCCUUUUCUACAACAG